UGGCAGUGGGGCAGAACGUUUCCUAUGCUGAGGCAGUGAAGGGAGUAGAUGAUAGCCCUAGAGUGAGCGAUUUGACUGGGAAGCUAGAAGAGAGAACCAGAGAGAGAAUGGGUUUUAGUAAAUUAGGAUUUAUUGUGUUUAUAGACUUGGUAGUUGCAGAUUUUAGUGUAGAACCUCUGAAGGAAGUUGAGGGAAGGGGCUGAUGUCAGAUCGUUUAGGGCCAAUGUAGUUGGAUGGUGUGGUGGGAAUAGUGUGUAGUUGCAGGGUUAGAUGGUGGUGCAAUUUAAGAUUUCCCCCUUCAUCUUUUUUGGGGGAGUGCAAUCCGGCUCCGCGUCGGGUUCUGCCGGAAAUUCACACAAAACAAUAAGGUUUUCCAGAGCUAGUGCUAACGUGAGUACUGCUACUGUAGCGAUUGAGGAGAACAGUUGAACCAGGGCCAGAACCAGCAGGGACUCAAGUCCGGGGUCGUCGAUAGCUGAGCCGCAAUGGUGGAGAAGUCCGACCGGGCACCGCUACUGGACUGGGAGGAGGUUCCUCCGGCGGAGAAGCCUGUUCCCACACCAGUACAGGAGAAGGACGUCAAGGGGCCGAGCCCCGCCAAUAGUCGGGCGUCGGGAUGCACUGCGCCGGGGAUAGGGUGGAGCACCAGUCCGGGGGGUCCUGAGUUUUUAACAUCAGCAGUCUCUAGCAUAGACACAUCUCUCUCAUCCAGGAGCACGAUCCCCACCCCUGCGGAAUGGGAUGCUCAGUGUCCCGACAAGGAUGACCAUACCCCGGCCUCAGGACAAGGAGAGGUGCCGCACGACAUCAUGGUGAAAUGGGAAGAAAAGGAUCCGAUCGUGGCCGUGUUUGUGGUUACAUUUGAUACAAGAUCAGGUAACAUGUUAGAGUGGUGUCUGCCAGGGGACAUGAACCUGGAGGGAGUAGAGUUCAAGGCUAUGGCCAGCGGCUCCCACAGAGUCUCCAGCGACUUCAUAUACUUCCGUAAGGGCGGGUACUUUGGCCUGGCGUGCUUUGCCAACAUGGCGGUGGAUAGUGUGGUGGAGAGGGGGGCAAGAAUGAAGUCUGUGGGUAUCCUGUCAACAUCUUACACCCUGCUGUACCGAUACAUGAGCUUCCUGGAACACCAAGUCAGGCUCCAGUUGAAAACCCCUGGCCAGUACUCUCCUCUGGAGGCGUUCUUUGAGGAUAAGAGAUCAGUGCUGCCCCCCGAUGGGGAGAGUGUGGUUACUGCAUGUCCUGGCAGUGCCUGGGGAGCAGCACUCAACCACUGUAUGCACCCUGAGAUGAAGAUCACCCACCCAGCUGGCUGCAUGUCUCAGUUCAUCCAGUUCUUUGGGGAGCAGAUCAUGGUCCUGUGGAAGUUAGCUCUGCUGAGGAGACGUAUCCUCAUCUUCUCUCCUCCACCUGUAGGGGUGGUCUGUUAUAGAGUGUACUGCUGCUGUUGCCUGGCCAAUGUGUCCAUCCCGGGGGUGGGCGUGGCCGUACCAGAGUUCCGCCCCUUCUUCUAUGUCAACGUGGCAGACAUUGAUACCCUGGAUACGGAACUGUCCUACGUAGCGUGCACCACAGAGAAGAUCUUUGAGGAGAAGCGGGACCUGUACGACGUCUAUGUGGAUAACCAGAAUGUGAGGACGACUAGAGAGAGUCUGAAGCCUUUACUGCGGCUCAGCGCUGCAGACCGAGAGAAGUACCGCAAACUCACUGAACAGAGGCAGAUGCUGUUAUAUUCUCAGGAGGAGAAUGGAGACUGUGUGUCCAGUGAAGAGGACCACUUCAUUCUGUCAGUAUAUUACACCAGGAUCCAGUCUACAACUGGCGUUUAUAAUAAAGAAGCCUUCAAAAUUAUUAUUAUUAUUACAUUUUUUUUUACACUUAAGCAGUUUAUUUCUAUAUACAAACAAAAUAAAAUGUCCAUGAAAACAUUGUUUAAAAAAAUAAGUACUUGUCAUUUUUUCUCUACCGUUGUAGGUUUUUCCUGGAGCAGAAUAACCGUAUCUUCCAGACGCUCAGUGAGGUGGCAGGGAGACCUGAGCCCAUCCUAACCCAGGAGAGUGUGAGGGCCAUGGGGCUAGACCCUCACGGAGACAGGCUCUUCCUGCUCCACCUGCUGGAGACAUACGGCUAUGACAGCCUCCUGGUCACCGAGCACCCUUGCUGCAGCUGAGGCCCGGGUGGCACACUGACUGACCUACAGGAUCCUGCACACUCAAGACACACAGACUCAAUGCAGACAGUCUGGACUAUGAGAGGUCAGAAUAUGUUGGCAAGGCUGAGACAAAGGCCUGUAUUCAUAAAGCGUCUCAGUAGUGCUGAUCUCAGAUCCGUUUAGCCUUUUAGAGCUCAUUGAAUAAGACUUACAUGGACAGGGGGGGGACCUGAUCCUAGAUUAGCAUUCCUACUCAGAUGCUUUAUGAAUAAGGGAGACCCUCAGGCCAAAAAAAGCAAAUGAAUGGAGAGAGUCACGGAACAAGAAAAGUUCUUGGUUCUUGGUACUGUCCUAUGACAUUCAUGGGUGCUCAAUCUGGACUGUUAACCAUCGCCUUCCUGCCUGUCAAUAAAAUGUUCAGUACAGAGGAAUGUCAUUCACGUCUAUCCCCAACCCUCUUUUUUUCUGGAGGAGUGGAGCCAACCAGAAACAUCCUGGAACUCUGGAGAUUCGGUGCCUGUGAGCAGAACUUACCAAGAAAGUCAUGCUUACGGUUUCCUUAUGUUUUCAAAUGGGGAGUCAAAUCUAAACUCUGUGGUAAUGUCCUCAAACUGAGGGAGGAUUUGUCACUUCUCUUAAUAGGACAUCUAUUUAUUUAUGUUUUUGAGAGAAGAAAUCACAAAAUGUUGUCUUUAAAUAGAAAGGGAUCUGUAGAAUGUGUUUUAUUAUAAAAUGAUCCCAUUAAGUCACUGCUAAGCCCAAAACCACUGUGGUCAGCAUUGUAUAGAAAUGGCCACCAACACCAUCCAUAAUCAUGAUACUACAGACCUGAUACUAAGGGCCCGAUUCAAUCCGUAGCGCUGAAGGUCCACGCUACAGUGUGAUAUACAUUUAAAGGCCAUGUUUUACACGUUCACGGAGACUGCAUUCCCGGUAAACACCGGGAAUAUGUCAACUCAUUCGGAAAUGACCUUCACAUUUCAGUCAUGCAGCUUCCGUGAUAUGGACUGAAUCGAGCCCUUAAGUACACAAUACUAGUUCACAUGUGGAUUUGGUUUCCGGUGAAAGAGGGGUCAGGACUCACCAGCACACUUUCUUAUGAUGUCCAACAUAGAAAUGUAACAACUUUAUAUGACUUUAAAAAUGUACUUGUGGUGUUUCCUCAAUUCUCUGUCAAAUAUACAAAGAGUGAAAAAUGUGAAUGAGCUCGUGGCUCAAUGGUUAUAUCCUAUCCUUCAGACCAAGAGGUCGUAGGUUCAAACUUCAUUUCUUAUACUGUUGUGUACGUUUCAGCGACUCUCGAUGUCAAACAUACAAAGAGUGUGGCAUAAAAUGUGAUGGAGAUGGUGGUGCAGUGGUUCAAUUACUGCCUUGUAGACCAAGAGGUUCCAGCUUCGAACCUCAUCUAUUCAGCCAUUGUGUACGUUUCCGCAACUCUCGCUGUCAAACAUACAACGGGAAGGGUAAACAAUGAUGAUGGUGGUGGUUCAAUCUCUACCUCAAAGCUUUGAGGUUGUGGGUUCAAAACAAUGUCAAACAUACGAAGGGAAUGGUCAAAAGAAAUACUGUGUUCAUUUCUGUUGGGGUUUAAAACUGUUUUUUGGUUUGCGCCUCUGAAAUUCUGACUGUCAGAAAUACAAAGAAAAGCAGAUGUACAGUAAUGGACCAGUGGAGGCUGCUGAGGGGAGGACGGCUCAUAAUAACGACUGGAACGGAGAUAAUGGAAUGGUAUCAAACACAUGGAAACAAAUGUAUUUGAUACCAUUCCAUUGAUUCUGCUCCAGACAUUACCACGAGCGUGUCCUCCCCAGUUAAGGUUCCACCAACCUCCUGUGAUGGAGACACUUUACGCCAAUGAUGGUAAACUGUGAAUGACAAGUAGCCUAGUGGUUAUGAGCGUUGGGACAGUAACCGAAUGGUUGCUGUUUUGAAGCCCAGAGCUGAAUAGGUGAAAAAUCUGUUGAUGUGCCCGUGAGCAAGGCAUUUAACCCUAAAUUACAAAGAAUGUUGAAAGAAAUGUAAACAAAAUGUAAA
Oncorhynchus mykiss (rainbow trout) is the source of this 4183-nucleotide messenger RNA. Lineage: Eukaryota; Metazoa; Chordata; Actinopteri; Salmoniformes; Salmonidae. The record is from RefSeq and is a predicted model, not a curated record.